CCCCGCCUAGUCCGCUCGUUCGAUUCUUAUUUUCGCUUUUGCGUUCUUUCCUAUUCUCUUAUUCGUCUCUUUCGACUUGAUGAUGGCGUGACGAGAACGUACGAUCGCGAACAUUAAUUGCAAUAUUAUCAAUUUUAUUUCAAUUCGAUUGUGAUUCUGUGUGAUCGUUCGUGAAACAUUCUCUGUGUUUUCCAAAGGAUAAUUCAUUUCUAUUGUCAUCUUCGAUAAUAUACUCAAGUGAAUCACCGCGAUGUCAUCGGAAUAUUCAUUCUGUAGCGAGGGAGGCUUCGACGAACUAUCCAGUUCAUCCGACUCCGGCUUUGAUGUCAGUUUCGAGUCUCCGAAACACGAAUUAUCCGCGGAUGGUCUCUUUCCACCUGCGAAGGAAGACAAACGGAAGAAAACUCGGAAUACGCGGUGCAAAAGUCCAACCCAGGUACUCAGAUUGAAAAGGAAUCGUCGGAUAAAGGCAAACGAUCGAGAACGGCACAGAAUGCACACGCUGAACGAUGCACUAGAAAGACUAAGGAUGGCUUUACCUACGUUUCCCGAAGACACCAAGUUGACGAAGAUCGAGACCCUUCGGUUCGCUCACAAUUACAUAUGGGCUCUCUCUCAAACCUUAGGAAACUCUGAAAGCGGUGAGGUAACCGUCAACGUCGGCAAUGUAACAGUCAGCAUCAGUGAGAACGGUAACAUGAUCACGUCUUCGACCGGAAGUUGUGCUGUAGCUGCACAAAAACGACUUGGACCGAGUCACGCAGCGACAUUUCCCUAUCCUCAGGAAAGAUUCGUGCCGGAAUGGCAAGAAUAUGAUUGCUAUAGCGAUCAGAGUGUCAGUCCACCGAUACCACAACAAUAUCAGCCAUGUUACGAGCAAAGGAUGUAUCCACAUCAUCAAAUUUCUCAGCCACAUCAUCACAUGACUCAUCACAACAGCAUGUAUCAGUGCCUUUAAGAUUUGGACAUCGUAUUGUAUCGUCUGUUCUCUUUCGUAUUAGAUUUUCAUUCAACGAAAUAACAGACGAAAUCCUUUGAUCUAUCUGUGCCAUCGACAUCGAAUGUAUUUUUACGAAUAUAUGUAUCGAGCCAUUAUCGUAUUUGAAUAUAUCGAAUACUAGGAUGGUUCUACCGAUCAUGUGUUCUCUUUGCGCGAACUUUCUAUCGCGUGAUAAUAAUACCAAAGUGUUUGCUACGUUUCGAUAAAUUUAAUCGAGAGAGAGAGAGAGAGAGAGAGAGAGAGAGAGAGAGAGAGAGAGAGAGAGAAUUUACCGUAGAAUAUCGUCGGUAUAUAUUUACGAUGCAAUAACGAAAACGUUUGGAAGAAAUACGAUGGAGAAAUUAUUUUCUUACUGUUGCGAUCGUUGUCCAACUUCGAACAGUUAAUUGAAAAUCAAUGAGUAAUAAUAGUGCAAAUUUAUUACGUACGAAAGCAAAACUCAGCGAUAAUUAUUAUCGUAUUUCUUCUCCUUCGUAACUAUUAUCAGUAUAACCGGUUUAAUCGAGAGACUUCAAGUCGAUAGUCGAUUAGAAGUCGUAGAAGAAAAAAAAAUUAAAGAACAAUACCAAAAGGUUAUCGUUAUCUACUUUGUAAGAGAGUAAUCUAUUUAAAUUGAAUUUAGAACGCUUAAGCUAAUUAUAAGUUAAUCAUUAUUAUAAACAUGCCGCCAUUAUCAGUAAUCUCCUCUAAAUCCUUCGGUCUCGAUAGUUCCGAAUUAUCAUUUUUAUCGGACUUCUUUCAUAGAUACAUCUUUACACGCGUUCCUCAUUGUUCUAGUCAUCGAUGUUUUUAAGUUGAUCUCGAACGCUUGAUCUCAUUUUAUCCAUAACGUAUAAUCGAGGGAAAGAUCGAAUUUUUUAUUUUAUUUUAUAUUAAUUAGAUAUAAAAUAAUGUUCCCCCACGCCAGUGUCCUUAUCUUAAUACGGAAUUUUAUCCAUUCAGGGAAUAUAUAUUGUACAGACUUUAUACUUACAUCAAUAAAUCAUA
Molecule: messenger RNA, 1987 nt
Organism: Vespula vulgaris
Lineage: Eukaryota; Metazoa; Arthropoda; Insecta; Hymenoptera; Vespidae
Gene: tap
Product: basic helix-loop-helix neural transcription factor TAP
Exons: 3
Coding region: 251-958 (235 amino acids)
Molecular function (GO): protein dimerization activity
Source: RefSeq, a predicted model, not a curated record